Messenger RNA from Juglans regia (Persian walnut), 2269 nucleotides. RefSeq lists its product as uncharacterized. NCBI's taxonomy places the organism in Eukaryota, Viridiplantae, Streptophyta, Magnoliopsida, Fagales, Juglandaceae. The transcript is spliced from 11 exons. The record is from RefSeq and is a predicted model, not a curated record. Gene Ontology annotation, cellular component: membrane. The coding region runs from base 500 to 2146 and encodes 548 amino acids.
AAGGGCGUGUUUGACACGAUUUUUGUUUGCCCUUAAAACAUGUUAGACAACAUAGUGGAACGUCUGAAAUUCAAUAAAAAUUAUUGACGGGAAUUUUGAUUUUUGAGGUGUUUCAGUUGAGAUUUUGAGUUUUAAGAGGACUCGGAGGCCGAUAGAUGGUAUGUGAAGAGUAUUGGAGUUUCUAGAUAAUUGUACUGCAUUAAUAUCGACAUAAGAAGUCAUCCUCAGAGAGCCCUGAACGGGAUUGCACACUUGGCACAAGUAUCCAAGCAGGACUUUUAUUGGCUAUAUAGAGAUUGGAUUGCAGAGAAAUUCUUUUUAUAUGGGUAUUCUGUGUUUGAGAAUUGGAGUUCAGAAACUUUUUAGAGGCUCGAGUUCUAUAUAUUGAAGAUGUCUGUGGAAGAACCUUGACUGAAAUUUAUGCAGAGCUCUUUCCCUUGAUGUCUUUUUCAAGUAUUUGGAAGAAUCAUCAUUGAAAUUUAACAAACAUUUCAUCUCUAUGAUCAGGUUAGAGAUCAUGGGCUCCACACACAGAAUACAACUGGUCCUGCCCCUGACUUUCAUGAUGGUAAUUUUAGCCUUGAGGGCUCUUCCAGAAAUUGCAGGACAGACAAUUUCAUCAAGUGGCUUUGCACCAGGGAGAAAUUUGCUUCAGACAGACAAUGUCUCAGAACCAGUUAAACAGUCCGAUGAUACUGUGAGGGUGGAUCCUCUAGACAACUUAAAAAAAUACAGGGGAGGAUAUGAUAUCACCAACAAGCACUAUUGGAGUUCAACCAUAUUUACUGGGAUUUAUGGAUAUUGCGCUGGGUUGCUGUGGCUUUUGUGUGGAGUUGUAUAUGGAGGCUUUCUGCUGGCAACUACUUUUUGUUGUACAAGUAGAAAGAUUGGAAAGCUGAGGAAAAGAUUACCUAAUAAGCAGUUUUGCCUCAGACCAAUUCUCCUUGUCACAUUGUUCACAAUUCUAGCAAUAACUGCAUCUGGGUUAGUUCUGGGGGCCAACGCAAGAUUUCACUCAAGAGCCAAAACAGUGGUGAACAUUAUCAUGAACACAGCAAAUGAGGCUUCAGAAACCAUAUACAAUACAACAGGAGCAAUGAAAGACAUAACAAAUAACUUAGGAGCGGCUGAAGGAAGUAGUGAUGCUUCUGACUUCCUUACCUCCACAUCUGAGAAACUUAAUGUUGAAGCUGCAGAAAUACAAAGGCAGGCAAAGAAGAACAGGCAUCUGAUCGACAAGGGUCUGAGGAUAGUAUAUAUAAUAACGACAGUUACCAUCUCAUUCAACCUGGUUGCGGUCAUAGCUCUUUCAGUGUCUGGAACUAUGAGGUUUCGUCGGGCACUUUACCUGUUCAUUAUACUAUGCUGGUCCCUGACGGUUCUUUGCUGGUUGUUCUCUGGAAUAUAUUUCUUUUUAGAGAAGUUCUCUAGUGAUACGUGCACAGCUCUUGAAAAUUUCCAAGAAAAUCCCAGCACCAGCAGCUUGAGCUCAAUCCUUCCUUGUGAUGAAGUACUAUCAGCUAAAUCAGUCCUAUUUGAUGUCAGUGCAGGGAUCUACAAGCUUGUUAAUGAGGUGAAUGCAAACAUAUCCCUCUUUCAAGGAACAUCGAAUCCAAAUCUUCUUUAUGUUUGCAAUCCCUUCUCUGCACCACCAGACUACCAAUACCAGCCAGACAACUGUUCAGCUAAUACAAUUCGAAUAGGAGACAUCCCAAAGGUAUUGAAGUUCUUUACUUGUUCGGAUGCCAACAAUGGGAAAUGCGAAAAUGGUCAACUUCUAUCUAAUAGCAACUACAAGAUAGUGGUGGCUUACUCAAAUUCAAUACAAAAUCUGCUCGACGCAUAUCCGGGAAUGGAAAGUCUAGUAGAAUGUCAAUCAGUGAAGGAUGCAUUUUCUGAGAUCCUGUUUAAGCACUGCAAACCUUUGAAGAGAUAUGUUCGGAUGGUAUGGGUGUCAAUGUUGUUCCUGUCAGUGAUCAUGAUGAUUUUGGUUCUGAUAUGGAUGUCACAAGCUCAUCAUGAGCAGAACCUUCACCUUUCAAAUGGAUCUGUGAAACCCCAUCAUAUAGCAACCGGAGAUACGCUGGAAGCAGGAGCAACUGAAGAAGUUAACAGCCACACAAAAUCAAGUACAGCCUAUAAUUAGCAGUUAGUCCCUGGAAAAUACUGGAAGAUAAAUGCGCAAGCUACUUCCAAAAACUUUAUAGAGGGGAAUCAGCAUCCAAGAUAGGAUACAUAUAUACAUAUGUAUAUAUAAUAUAUAUAUAUA